AUGCAUGACCGAGAAGAAGAAUCGUUCCAUCUUUCAUCAUCUUCCGAUAUUCGUGAUGGUAUGCAACACAUUGCUGAUCAUGUAGAAAACAUAUUUCAACAAUUACCAUAUGAGCUGAUUGAAGUGAUUGUUGGAUAUUUGAAUUCGGUUGAAUUGAUCUUGUCGGUUGCAAAAGUUUGUAAGCAUUGGAGAGAUGAAGUUGUGUUUCCGAUCGUGAAGGAACAAUAUAAAACUCUCAUUUCGGAGAUUUACCCUCAUCAUCAAGAAAAUGAUGACCAAUUUGAAAUUUCUUCAAUGAUGGAUUUUUAUACCAAAAUUCAAGGACAAAGAUUUGUUAAACAAUUACUGCGUAAAUGUGUGUUUGAACUUGCCAUUCAAAUACAAAAACAUGCUUUCCCUCACACCGAUGAUGUUAGAACUAUUGAAUGCAAUUUACCGUGGCUUGAAAGUGAGCUCUCUAUUUUGAAAGGUUACUUUGCAAAUUUCAUUUGUAUGAAAGAAACAAAUCAGAACAGGACAACCACCACAAAUAAUUCCAACACAACUAACAAUGGAGGAGGGCUCUUUAAAGGAGUAUUGGAUUAUAUGGCGUCGUUAUUUGGAAAAAGUAGUAGUAGCAAUAGUACCUCAUCUUCCACAAACAAACCGUCAAAUCAAAACGAAGGAAUUCCAAAAAAGGAGUUGCGGGAAUAUGAUUUUCUAAUUAAGGCAUUAUUGGAUGGCGUUUGGGGAGCAGGGAAAACGUCCUUCUUGAGAGCUUCAAUUCAUGACACUCCACCAGAUAAUCAUCACCAUGCUACUAUUGGAGUUGAUUUUGGAUUACGAACAUUUGUAUUUGGAAACGAAUUCAAAAUCAGAUUUCAAUUAUGGGAUCAAUGUGGACCUGAACGAUUUCGAUCCAUCACCACCUCGUACUAUCGAGGUGCAAGUUGUAUUUUUUUACUUAUUGAUUUAACAGAUAAGAAUGAAUGGUUGAAACCAAAAAUUCAAGACAUUUUAGAACAGGCUAAACCUGGGACUGAAGUUAUUGUUAUUGGAACUAAAACCGAUCUUCAUGAAGAGAGGAAAAUUUCGAGACAAGAUUUAGAGAAAAUGGCUUUCGAAACAUUCAAAGGUUCGCUUUAUGUGGAAAUAACGAACACAAAAAUUGAGGAACCAAAAACUGUGUUGUGGUAUUCUGUACUGUUGAGAUACUUGUUGAGUGUUAACGUCACGGAUGUGUGA
Messenger RNA from Naegleria fowleri, 1224 nucleotides. RefSeq lists its product as uncharacterized. Bases 1 to 1224 code for a protein of 407 amino acids. Gene Ontology annotation, biological process: regulation of exocytosis; protein secretion. Gene Ontology annotation, molecular function: GTP binding; protein binding; GTPase activity. NCBI's taxonomy places the organism in Eukaryota, Heterolobosea, Eutetramitea, Acrasida, Naegleriidae. The transcript has 2 exons. The record is from RefSeq and is a predicted model, not a curated record.